GAAAGGGCCUUUAACUGAUGCAAAGACAGAUGAAGCAGAAAAGCAAGCAGAUGCGGAAGCAGGAAAGCAGACGGUGGCGUCAGCGGAAGCGGAAGCGGAAGAGAAGCGGGUAGCCGAUGAAAAAGCAGCAAGUCGGGCAGCUGCAGCACAGAAGGCAACAAACGACGUAGCUGAG
This is a messenger RNA of Amoebophrya sp. A25, 175 nucleotides long. NCBI's taxonomy places the organism in Eukaryota, Dinophyceae, Syndiniales, Amoebophryaceae. The record is from the annotation of a GenBank genome assembly.